AUGUCUGAACAAAGAGACAAUGCUUCCCAGCCACAGCACUCCACCACCUCGUCAACAGCCAGCGGAGCUCAAAACCCGCAACAUGAUGCUCACCAGCUACGACAAUCGCAGGUGUUGCCAUAUCCAGGGUUCCAACAGAGCGGAUAUGCGCAUAUUCUGGCCGGUUCCAACUCUUCCAGUAGACCAUAUGGCUACCCAGACUCCCAAUACCAGGGCUACGUUCAACAACCUCAACAAUCUGCAAGUGGUGCUAGUGCCUACGUGAAUGGGUCUUCCAACCCAAGCGUUGGAUCUGGAUCCCCUCAGCAACAAGCGCAACAACAAGCGCAACACCAACCACCAUUGCCGCAGCAACAACCUCAGCAACAGCCUGUGCAAUCGCAGCAGCAGCAGAUACAGCAGCAACAGCAGGUUCAACAGGUGCAAGCUCAACAAGCACAGCUUGGUUAUGGAAACCCAUACCAAAGUGCGUACUACAUGUCGACCCAACCAGGUCAGGUUCAGCAACAACCCGACUACGCUAGUUACGCCAGCUAUGCUAGAAACUACGGUUACGUCGCGCCAACAAACUACCCGGUAACGGCGUAUUCCAACGCUGGCACCACUGCUGCUUCUGGAAUCGGCUCAAUGAACGGAUCAAUAAUCUCCCAACAGGCACAGAGCCAGAUCCAGAAUCCGACUUCGGGCCAGUUCUCGUCACCUGCCCCCAGUUCCAUGGCCACCAUUGGCCAGGUCCAGCCAGCAGGUCUCCGCCCUCGUAUCACUACCACUAUGUGGGAGGACGAGAAAACUCUGUGUUACCAGGUGGAUGCCAAUGGGGUUUCUGUAGUGAGAAGAGCCGAUAAUAAUAUGAUUAACGGCACUAAGCUCUUGAACGUUGCCCGCAUGACGCGUGGAAGACGUGACGGUAUUCUGAAGAGCGAAAAGAUUAGACAUGUGGUCAAGAUUGGAUCGAUGCAUCUGAAGGGUGUCUGGAUUCCUUUUGAGCGUGCCCUGUCCAUGGCUCAACGCGAGAAGAUUGUGGACCUGUUGUAUCCCCUUUUCGUGAAGGAUAUCAAACGGGUUAUCCAGCAAGGAACUCCAACCAAUGCGAUUCCCAACGGAUCGACUUCUUCUUCAAACACGGGACCUGCUGCUACAUCUAACCAAUUGAGCCUGAGCUCGGCUUCAUCCCAGCCUACUCAGCCAGCUCCUUCUCAGCAACCUACUCCAGUGCAACAACAAGACCAGGCUGUACAGCCUUCUCAGUCGCAGCCUUCUCAACCAGUUCAUAAUCAGCAUCAAGUUGGCCAACAACAGCAGAUUCCACUGAUCCAGUCUGGAGGUUACAAGCAAGAAUCUCAGUCCAGCAUACCUCAGCAGUCACAACCAGAUUCUGCUAGUGCCCAGCAAGCCAACCCAUACCUGCACUCAUAG
Messenger RNA from Kuraishia capsulata CBS 1993, 1416 nucleotides. RefSeq lists its product as uncharacterized. Gene Ontology annotation, cellular component: nucleus. The transcript has a single exon. Lineage: Eukaryota; Fungi; Ascomycota; Pichiomycetes; Pichiales; Pichiaceae. The record is from RefSeq and is a predicted model, not a curated record. Bases 1 to 1416 code for a protein of 471 amino acids. Gene Ontology annotation, biological process: positive regulation of transcription by RNA polymerase II. Gene Ontology annotation, molecular function: DNA-binding transcription factor activity; sequence-specific DNA binding.